AAGGAACAGCUGAGGUUACUUUAGUAAAUUAAUUUUUCGUGUCCCCAAAUUAAAAGACUAAAAUACUCCCAUAUCUCUGAAAUCGAUGUUCGUCUCCUCCUAUUUCGUUGCCUCUCUUCGCAUCUCACUUUUCUCUCUCCUCACCGAACAACACUGACCCAUUUUUAGGGUUACACUUCCUCGCCUUCGUCCCGCAAAGAUGGUCUUCAAUCGCCUCCAUCCUCAGGUGCUCCGGCGGCAGCGUCUCCCUCUAAAGCCAAAUUGUUGUCAUCGGAGGGUGGGUUCCUCUCCAUUUGUCUUUCCUUCCAUCGUUGCCGAUCACCUCCAUCGCCACCAUCAGAUUGAGAGCAUUUCGUUGUGACACUUUUGGAGACGGAUUUGAGACUAAUUUCGCUUCUCUGACCUCGAAGAAUUCGUGAAGGGUGUUUCAUUCGACUUAUCAGAUAAAGAGUUUUUCUGCAUCGAAGACCGAGAGGUCUUUUCUGGUUGUUGUUGAUUGUCUUCGUGGCAGCUUUGCUUAAUUAUUCUCCUCAAAUUUAUUUCUUGCAAACCAGUUUGAUGAUUAGGGUGUUCCCUUUUUGGUGAGCUUGGCUGCACUUAUCUGCUUGCCCAUUUUUCCUAUCUUAUGUGUCGCUCUAGACCCGAAGCUCGGGGUAGUCCUGAAUUUGUUAAAGAUGAAAGCCCUGCUAAUGGAAGAUACCACAGUCGCUUUAGACUUGAGGUCGAGGAACGCCUGAUUAUCCUAAAAGAUGAACUUCUAAUGGAAGAUAUCACAGUCGUUCUAGACCUGAAACUCGGGGAACUUCUGAUUAUGCUAAAGAUGAAGGCCCUGCUAAUGGAGGAAGAUACCACAGUCGAUCUCCUCCACCACGAGAGAGGUCGAGAUCCUAAGCAAGGAGAUGGUCACAAAUCGGUCACUUGGAAGGGCUGUUUCUGGAGAGGGGACGAUAUCCUAAGCAAAGAAAUGAUCUUGAAUCAGUAUUUGUCAAGUGCAGUUUUUAGAGGAGAGCUAUAGUUGCUUAAAAUUACCCUGUUUGUGAAAAUGCAAUGCGUGGUAUAUCAACAAAUUUACAAUUGAAUUUGAUAUUGUGUUAGUGGUUUGAUGUAUUUUGAUAUCCCUAGAAGAGGGUUAAUAAGUGCUUAUGCUGUUGCCGAACCGUGACUGAACUAUUUGUAUAUAUAUAUGAUUUCAAGUGUGAACAUUUUGUAAAUUUUGUUAA
Spinacia oleracea (spinach) is the source of this 1220-nucleotide messenger RNA. RefSeq lists its product as uncharacterized. The coding region runs from base 626 to 1015 and encodes 129 amino acids. The record is from RefSeq and is a predicted model, not a curated record. The transcript is spliced from 8 exons. NCBI's taxonomy places the organism in Eukaryota, Viridiplantae, Streptophyta, Magnoliopsida, Caryophyllales, Amaranthaceae.